Molecule: messenger RNA, 1632 nt
Organism: Vicia villosa (hairy vetch)
Lineage: Eukaryota; Viridiplantae; Streptophyta; Magnoliopsida; Fabales; Fabaceae
Exons: 4
Coding region: 1-1632 (543 amino acids)
Source: RefSeq, a predicted model, not a curated record
AUGCCCUCUUCUGCUGCUCAUGAACAAGACGCUUCCAAUGCUCCCAUUAACCCUAGUGAGAUUCUUGAAGUCACUCCUUUGCAGAUGGUAACCCCUUUCGAUCUCGUGACAAAACGACCCAGAACUAUGCAUGCACAAAGAACCAAAGAGACUGCAAGAAGACCUAGAAAUCCCAACUCUGGUCAGACCUCUCAAUCUUCUGUUCCUCCUUCUAAGGAAGAGCUAACCAAAGAAAUCUCAAGGUCUAAUCACCUAGAUAUUGUCAAAAUUGUUACCCAAAUCCUAAAUGAGGAGAAUGCUUCAUCCAAGAUCCCUGGUCCUGAGAAUCCUGUGCUUCCUAAGUCAAAUGUCUUUGAGCAUGUUAGUGACACCGGUGAAAUCUGUGUUCCAACAAAUGAUGAAAUGAAUGAAAAUAUGCAUGUCAGUAACAAGAAAAGAAAUGAUGGCCAAACUGAAAACAAAGAACCAGAGAAAACUCAAACUGACACAGUAAUCAACCUUGAUGAUAUCUUUGAUGAUGACCUGAAGGCAUGGAGCAAAGUGGUGCCUAAGAAGAGAAAGGCUAUAAGCAGUUCUGAGAAUGAGUCAGAUUCUGAUGUUGCUGCGAAUGUCAAUGACAUUCAUCUUAAGAAGAAGGUCUCUAAUAGCAAACUGGCUGCUAGUGUUCCUGAAAUACCUAUUGAUAACAUUUCCUUUCACUACCCCUCCAGUGUACUCAGAUGGAAAUUUGUCUACCAUAAAAGACUGGCCUUAGAGAGAGAACUUACUCAGAAUGCUCUUGAGAAUGAUGAGAUUAUGAAUCUUAUUCAUGAGGAUGGACUAAUGAAGACUGUGACUCAUCUCUCUAAGUGUUAUGAAAUCUUGGUGAAGGAGUUCAUUGUGAAUCUUCAUGAAAACUGCGGCAAUAAGGAAACUGAGGAGUAUUUAAAAGUGUUUGUUAGAGGAAAAUGUAUUAAAUUCUCGCCCACUGUGAUCAACAAAUUUCUGGAAAGGUCCAAUCAAGCUCAGCCAGAACUGGAAGUGUCUGAUAAUCAAAUGUGCAAAGAGAUUACAGCUGGCCAGGUGCCAACUCAACACAAGUCUACAAUUUCUGCACGACUAGGUAAAUUCAUCUUUGCUAUUGGUACUAAAUCCAAAGUUGAUUAUGGAACUUAUAUUUUUAAGCAAACCUUAAAGCAUGCUGGUAGCUAUAGUAUCAAAGGUCCCAUUGCUUUCCCUUCCCUCAUCUGUGGAAUCAUCUUAAAACAAUUUCCCAACAUUUUGACUGACAAAGAUUCUGUGUGCAAAAGAGCAAGUCCUUUAAUAUUUCAUCAUAAGCUAUUCCAAGGAACUCAUGUUCAUGAUAUUAACAAAACUUCGGCUGGACCAUCAAAUGAAAGCACCAUUAUGAGCAAAACUUCCAUGGUUGCUGUGCUCCGAGAAACUUGUAAGGAGCUGGAGGCCAGAAAAUUGGCCCUUGAAAGAUUGAUCAGCUCUAUUGAAACGAGUGAAAGUGCUAAAUCUGCAGAUACUAAUGUGGCAGAACAGGGUGCAGAUGAUGGUGUCUCAGACAACGAGGUUGUGAAAGAAUCCAUUACUGAAGACGGGACCGAGAACAGUGUAGAGUUCAGUAGCUCUGAGUCUGACGACUGA